GGAUUGGACAAUGCCACUCUGUCCUCACCAAGCUGCUCUACUGGAACAACUCCCAGUACGACAAAAACCUCUAACCGAAAUACAGCGCCAUCUGCCGGUGAGAAAGAUGAGGGCAACAAGAAAAAGGUUCGGAGGCAGUGGGAGUCCUGGAGCACAGAGGACAAAAACACCUUCUUUGAGGCCCUUUAUGAACAUGGGAAGGAUUUUGAAGCCAUUCAGAACAACAUCGCCCUCAAGUACAAAAAGAAAGCCAAGCCAGCCAGCAUGGUAAAGAACAAGGAGCAGGUCCGCCACUUCUACUAUAGAACAUGGCACAAAAUCUCCAAGUACAUAGAUUUCAACAAUGUAUUUCCUUGUGGUUUUAAGAAGUCAUCACAGGAGCUCUAUGGCCUCAUCUGCUAUGGGGAGCUCCGGAAAAAAAUUGGCGGAUGCAUGGAUGAUAAGAAUGCGGCCAAGCUGAAUGAGCUGAUACAGUUAGGAGCAACUACUGUGCGGUACAAGGGAAGGAACUUGCGGAUUAAGGCUCCAAUGUGUCGAGCGUUGAAGAAACUUUGUGACCCUGAAGGAAAGACAGGCCUGAGUGAUGAAGAGGAUCAGAAACCAGUGCGAUUGCCUCUGAAGGUACCCAUAGAACUUCAGCCAAGGAGUAACCAGGCCUGGGCACGUGUACAGAGCCUGGCACAGAAUCCACGCCUCAGGAUGAUAGUCGAGCUGCACAGAAAAGUCUCCAGCCUCAUAGAGUUCUUAAAACAGAAGUGGGCACUACAAGAGGUCCGGGUUAGGAAAUUCCUUGAGGAUCCGCAGCUAGCAGAGGUGGAGGACUCCAAAGAGGACUUGUAUCUAUUCCCACCAGAGUCUGCACAGUUGUCAUCUUUACCAGGUGUGGCUAGGGUGGUUCAUUCCAAAGCUUACUGUACCGUCCAUUGGCAAGAGUCUGGCAAGUGCAAACAAAGCUCCAAGGAUGCUCUCUUGCCACCUGCUCAGAUAUUGGGUAUCCAGACUGGACAAGGGACAGCGCGAGUGCAGCUAAAGUGCCCACGUGGCAGCACAGACACUAAACAAACAAACAAAAUGGAAACGGCAAGCAAUGCUUCAGCAGACAGGACCCCAACAAUAGAAAAUGGCCCUGGAGAGAACAUAGCUUCUGAAGGGGUGCAAGAUGGUCCGAAGACCCCUGAUGAAGCCCCUCCUGAAACUAUGGAUAUAUCAACCAAUCCAGACAUACCUGGUGAAGUGUCCAGUAGUGAGCUGCCAAUUGUGGAUGAACUGUCAAUAAAUGACCCUUUUCCUCCUUACCUGAAGUCUUGCCAAGACCUCAUUGUUCCAGAAGGAAGCCCAUCAGCAGCAAAUGUUGUGAUAAGUCCACCCAUAUCUCCCAGUACCAAUCCCAAAGGCUCUGGCCAGGCAGCUUCUCCCAGCCAGGAAAAGGCUGAUGUUCAGUCUACAAACCCCCAGCAGGAGAAUUGCACUACACAACCGUCAGGAACGGACUCUCAGGUGAAGGAGCAGAGUGGUUCGUCCAAAGCUCCCAAAGACAACUCUAACCAGCUCACUGAGCAGCUGCGUCAGGAAGGCUGGAACCAGCGCACUUCAGAAAAUCUGACACUAGCUGAGGUCUACCUCAUGUUGGGAAAGCCAGGCAAGUUACAGCUGGAGUACGAGUGGAUGGAUCCCAGCAAUUCUGAUGAUCCUGAAUGCCCACUACGCCACAAACAGAGACUCCUCAAUUGUCUUUUAAGACUCAUUGCUGCAGAAGUGAACUCUAAAACUUCCUCUCAAACACCAGAAACAACCUCUGCUGCCACCUCCAUUAUGAAGCAACCAGUUCAGGAACAGACCCUCACACCACCUGGUAAGGUCAUCACCUUGCUGUCCCGAAACCCGGACUGUCUGAGGACGCAACCCGCACAGAUCCAUACAACCUUUUCUCCUCCUUCCAAUACCUCAGGUUUCAGGAAUUUAUCUCGUCCUCUUGUCUUUGGUGGUCCCUUGGGGUCAGUGACAACCAGUUGCGAUGGGGCGGUCUUUGCUGUUCCCACCAUGCUGCCUCCUAACAGCCGGCACGCUAAGAUCUCCUCUCCAAGCAAAGAGUCUGAGGUGACAGGCCGCCAGCAAUUGGAUACUAUUAGUCCUGAUUUCUUCUUGCCGAAGGCCAAGAAGCAGAGGAGCAGACACCUUCGGAAACCCUUAGUUGUCCAGAGGACUCUCCUCCCACGGCCGUCUGGUAGCUCCUUGCCGCAUGUCUGCUCCUUUUCAAUUCUCUCAAACUCAACAGUAGCAGGAAGAGGCUCCUUCCGGCCAAUCCAUUCCACCCUUGGUAAAGCCGUCUCCCAGCCAAUUGUGCCCAAAGGGUUGACGGCCUCAACUAGCAAUGCCAAUUCUUUAGCUAGUGCUAUUGACUUGGCUGCUAAAAGUGCUGGUAUUAUCCCAGGCCCUUCAUUACCAGUUCUUGAAACUGAUGGCUUAGUUGGAAUCGGCCCCUUGCCCUCAGAGGGUUUGACUGGCACAGUAGCAGAGCCCAAUGUAGAAGGUACAAGCAGUGACCCUAUAUCAGCAGUGACUGUGUGUCCUGAGGUUCCUUUC
Staurois parvus is the source of this 2583-nucleotide messenger RNA. Lineage: Eukaryota; Metazoa; Chordata; Amphibia; Anura; Ranidae. The record is from the annotation of a GenBank genome assembly.